AUGUUGGUGGAUUGUCUGUUAAUCGUCUUUAUUUCCAUCUGUACAGCCUUACUAGGUGAAGGUCUGACAUGGUUAAUGGUGUACCGAACAGACAAGUAUAAAAAGUUAAAAUCUGAAGUAGAAAAGCAAAGCAAGAAACUGGAAAAACAAAGAGAAGCUGGCAUGGAUGGAGCUGACAGGAGUCAAAAGAAAAAAUUGGAACGUCAAGAAGAGAAAUUGAAAAAUAACAGCCGAGAUUUGUCCUUGGUCAAAAUGAAAUCCAUGUUUGCUAUUGGCUUUGCCUUUACUGCCUUACUCAGCAUGUUCAAUUCCAUAUUUGAUGGUCGAGUUGUAGCCAAACUACCCUUCACCCCCAUAUCACUGAUGCAGGGUCUUUCACAUCGAAAUCUGGGUGGAGAUGACUACACUCAUUGUUCAUUCAUUUUCCUCUACAUCCUGUGUACCAUGUCCAUCCGACAGAACAUUCAGAAAAUGCUUGGUCUGGCACCCUCACGUGUUGCCAACAAACAGGGUGUGGGCUUCUUUUCCCCUCCUCCCCAGUUUGGAAAGCGAUCUUUUCCUUGGGUAUUCACGAUAGCCCAAGUCAGAACCCCGAUCUUAGGAGCGGAUUUCCUCGCCCACUUUAACUUGUCCGUUAACAUGUCUCUCCUUUCUUUGGAAGAUAAAACGACCAACAUUACAAGGAAAGGAAUUACAUCUAUCUAUACGAGCACAUGUAUCAGCGCAGCUCUACCUGAAGCCAACGGAAUGUAG
Messenger RNA from Acanthosepion pharaonis, 753 nucleotides. NCBI's taxonomy places the organism in Eukaryota, Metazoa, Mollusca, Cephalopoda, Sepiida, Sepiidae. The record is from the annotation of a GenBank genome assembly.